AUGACCGUUCGAGGAGCCGAGACGGGAAUGACCGUUCGAGGAGCCGAGAAGGGAAUGACAGUCCCAGCAGCCGAGAUGGGAAUGACAGCUCAAGCAAUGGAGACGCUUUUUUCACUUCUUUUUUUCCAUUCUUUCAUUUUUGUUCAUUUGGUAUCUUAUUUGAACUUUCUUUCCUUUCUUCAUUUUCCCCCUUUAUUUCAUUUCUUUAUAGCUUUCUCUUUUUUCCUCCUGUCCUUACUUUUGCUUUCAUUUCAACCCUUUUUCUCAAUGUUUCAUCUUUUUCUUUCUUUGUCCACUUCUUUUCUUGAUUUUUUAUUUUAUCUAUUUCCUUAUUUGUUUAUAAUAUUUCUCUUUAAAUUUAACUUUCUUUUUCAUCCUUUUUUUAGUAUUUUUUUUCUAUCAUUUUAUUCUUUUAAUUUCAUACAUUCAUUUUUCCUUUCUUUUGUAAUUAAAAAUAUUAUUGUAUUUUUAUUUUUCCCCUCUUCUGUCUUUCCAGGGACCUUUAUCUUUUUCACUCCAUUUUACUUUUAUUUCUUUUUCCUUUCAUUACCAUCGGAUCUUCCUUCCUUCCUUCCUUUCAUUACCAUCGGAUCUUCCUUCCUUCCUUUCAUUACCAUCGGAUCUUCCUUCCUUCCUUCAUUUCAUUACCAUCGGAUCUUCCUUCCUUCCUUCAUUUCAUUACCAUCGGAUCUUCCUUCCUUCCUUCAUUUCAUUACCAUCGGAUCUUCCUUCAUUUCAUUACCAUCGGAUCUUCCUUCAUUUCAUUACCAUCGGAUCUUCCUUCAUUUCAUUACCAUCGGAUCUUCCUGCCUUCCUUCAUUUCAUUACCAUCGGAUCUUCCUUCCUUUCAUUACCAUCGGAUCUUCCUUCCUUCCUUCAUUUCAUUACCAUCGAAUCUUCCUUCCUUCCUUCAUUUCAUUACCAUCGAAUCUUUCUUCUUUCCUUUCAUUCUCUUUACAUAUAUUCUACCCAUUUUCUCUACUUCUUUUGCUUAUUUUCCUGUUUUUAUAUCCAAUAUUUUAUUUUCUUUGA
This is a messenger RNA of Acanthosepion pharaonis, 1032 nucleotides long. NCBI's taxonomy places the organism in Eukaryota, Metazoa, Mollusca, Cephalopoda, Sepiida, Sepiidae. The record is from the annotation of a GenBank genome assembly.